Messenger RNA from Postia placenta MAD-698-R-SB12, 552 nucleotides. RefSeq lists its product as hypothetical. Gene Ontology annotation, biological process: rRNA processing. Bases 1 to 552 code for a protein of 183 amino acids. Gene Ontology annotation, molecular function: rRNA binding; structural constituent of ribosome; snoRNA binding. The record is from RefSeq and is a predicted model, not a curated record. Gene Ontology annotation, cellular component: small ribosomal subunit; Mpp10 complex; small-subunit processome. Lineage: Eukaryota; Fungi; Basidiomycota; Agaricomycetes; Polyporales; Adustoporiaceae. The transcript is spliced from 6 exons.
AUGGUCCGCCAAUUCAAGCAUCACGAGCAGAAACUCCUCAAGAAGGUCGACUUUCUGAAUUGGAAGCAGGAUGCGGACCUACGGGAGAUCAAGGUAAUGCGCAGGUAUCACAUCCAGGACCGAGAGGACUAUCAUAAAUACAACAAACUUUGCGGUUCCGUCCGCUCUUACGCGCACCGCCUGUCCAUUCUCCCCGCACAGGACCCCUUCCGCACACGGAUGGAGGGACAGAUCCUGUCAAAACUUUACGACAUGGGGGUUCUUAACUCGACGGCGAAGCUCAGCGACGUCGAGAACAAGCUCACAGUUGCGGCAUUCUGCCGCCGCCGGCUCGCCGUCAUAAUGUGCAUGUCGAAGAUGGCGGAGACAGUCAGCGCGGCGGUCAAGUUCAUCGAGCAGGGCCACGUCCGAGUUGGACCUGACACGAUCACGGACCCCGCGUAUCUUGUCACGCGGCAUACGGAAGACUUCGUGACGUGGGUAGACCAGUCUAAGCUGAAGAGGACAAUCAUGAGAUACAACGAUGAGCUCGACGACUACGAUCUUCUUUAG